GAGAACAGAGAUCCGAGAGAAAGCGACGACGGCGACGACAUAACUUCUCGCCGGAAAAUGAAACGCGAUAUUUUCCGGCGAGCACUUGCGGCGGCGAGGAUGACCGGCCAUCGCCGGAGAUUCAACAGGAGCAAAAGCGAAGGGGAAGCAGCGACGAGGAAGGCGAAGGUGGAGGUGGAGGUGGAGGUGGAGAAGGAAGAACAGAGGUCGUCGUCGUCGAUGAAACGGCGAUUGGUGAAGUUCGAGGAGUUGCCGGAGUAUCUGCAAGACAACGAGUUCAUCUUGGACCAUUACCGGUCAGAGUGGUCGGUGAAGGAGGCGUUGUGGAGCGUCUUCGCUUGGCACAACGAAACCCUAAAUGUUUGGACGCAUUUGGGAGGGUUUUUGAUAUUUGUGGCGAUGACGGCGAUGAGCUUCCCGGCGGCGACGACGGAGCUCGGUGGUUUUCUCUCCAAUAUCUACAGAGGACGAGCGAUGGGGUUGAUGGCCACCGCGAAGGAGAUCAACGGUUCAGAGACUGACACCAAAGGAUUUCAGGAUUCGCAUUUGAGACGCGUUCUUGAACCAUCCAUCUUUCAUGGGCUGAGAGAAUACGAUGCAGAAAGUAUCCCCAGAUGGCCAUGGUUUGUUUUCUUAGCUGGAGGAAUGUGCUGCUUGGCUUGCAGUUCUCUUUCCCACCUUCUAGCCUGCCACUCCAAACGCUUUAACCUGUUUUUCUGGCGUCUAGACUACGCUGGAAUAUCCAUCAUGAUAGUCUCCUCCUUCUUUGCUCCAAUUUACUAUGUCUUUUACUGCAACCCUUUCAUAAGGUUUUUGUACUUGACAUCAAUAUCAGUGCUUGGUGUUCUUGCCAUAAUCACCCUUCUAACCCCCGCACUUUCCACACCGCGCUUUCGAUCCUUUCGAGCUUCUUUAUUCCUCUCCAUGGGCUUUUCUGGUGUCAUUCCUGCAGCUCAUUCUCUUGUGAGCAACUGGGGCCACCAUCAUAUUCUUGUUGCUCUUGGAUAUGAGCUCCUAAUGGCCGUUCUUUAUGCCACAGGAGCUGUGUUUUAUGUUACUAGAAUACCAGAGCGAUGGAAGCCUGGAGCAUUUGAUAUUGCAGGACACAGCCAUCAGAUUUUUCAUGUUUUUGUUGUUCUUGGGGCACUUGCACAUAGUGUUGCCACGCUGGAGAUAAUGAAUUUUCGACAGGGAUCUCCGACCUGUGCAUUUUAGUCAAUUUCGUGUAUUGAGAGUUGUUCCUGUUGUAUGAAUUGCAUUAUCAUUCUUUGAAUGAAAUAGCUUGCUGAUUUAUGUGCA
Messenger RNA from Lotus japonicus, 1299 nucleotides. RefSeq names its product heptahelical transmembrane protein 2. The record is from RefSeq and is a predicted model, not a curated record. The coding region runs from base 58 to 1215 and encodes 385 amino acids. Lineage: Eukaryota; Viridiplantae; Streptophyta; Magnoliopsida; Fabales; Fabaceae. Gene Ontology annotation, biological process: response to hormone. Gene Ontology annotation, cellular component: membrane. Gene Ontology annotation, molecular function: signaling receptor activity. The transcript has 4 exons.